AUGUCGCAUUCUUCUGCCGAAGCUGAGUAUAGAGCGAUAUGUUCUUCUGUUGUUGCUAUAGACAUUCAUCCUGUCAAGGUGGAACUGGCUAUGAGCAACAAAAUGGUGUAUGGAGUUGGUGAUCGUGUUGACUUUGUCGUUGGUGACUUCAUCCAAUUAGCUCCAUCUAUUUUGUCAUUUUUAUAUGGAGAUUUUUUGUUUCUAGCGCCACCAUGGGGAGGACCAAUGUAUAACAAAGUUGAGACUUACACGAUGGACAUGCUCCAACCAAUAGACGGGUACAAAUUGUUUCAGAUUGCUCAGUCCAUUACACCUAACAUGAUAACGUUCCUACGAGGAAAUGUUGAUUUAGGGCAAGGAGAGCUCGCUUGGCUCUCGUCUCCACCUCUAGCUCUUGAGAUUGAAGAAAAUUGUGUUGGAGGCAAAUUGAAAGGCAUAACGGCUUAUUUUAGUUGA
Messenger RNA from Brassica oleracea var. oleracea, 456 nucleotides. Its product is annotated as trimethylguanosine synthase. Gene Ontology annotation, molecular function: RNA cap trimethylguanosine synthase activity. Gene Ontology annotation, biological process: 7-methylguanosine cap hypermethylation; 7-methylguanosine RNA capping. Gene Ontology annotation, cellular component: nucleus. NCBI's taxonomy places the organism in Eukaryota, Viridiplantae, Streptophyta, Magnoliopsida, Brassicales, Brassicaceae. The record is from RefSeq and is a predicted model, not a curated record.